Adelges cooleyi (spruce gall adelgid) is the source of this 3627-nucleotide messenger RNA. RefSeq names its product lysosomal alpha-mannosidase-like. The transcript has 16 exons. Gene Ontology annotation, molecular function: alpha-mannosidase activity; carbohydrate binding. Gene Ontology annotation, cellular component: lysosome. NCBI's taxonomy places the organism in Eukaryota, Metazoa, Arthropoda, Insecta, Hemiptera, Adelgidae. The coding region runs from base 198 to 3323 and encodes 1041 amino acids. The record is from RefSeq and is a predicted model, not a curated record. Gene Ontology annotation, biological process: mannose metabolic process.
AAUGCCGGCUUUAAACAUCAGCUUGACAACCAAUCUCGUGUCAGUCAAUCGGUUAGUCGGUUAAAACAACAGCGGCCGCCGGUAGACGUUUCAUUUUUUUGUAUUUUUGCUUAUGUCCCAAAACGUCUUACAAUUUUCGAUAUUGUUAUCUAUUCGAAAGCCCGCGCCGAAUUCGGUUUCCAUAGAAUUUUGUUGAAAUGUCUUCGCCGCCUUUUAUCGCGGUCGUGGUUUUGUUGACACUGUAUUUGACUCGUGCUACAGCGAGACCGAAAGCAGCUGAUGGACCGUCAUUCACAGGACAGUGCGGUUACGAAUCGUGUCCGGCAGUCAAAGAUGGAUAUCUUAACGUACACUUCGUGCCUCAUUCUCAUGAUGACGUCGGCUGGCUGAAGACCGUUGACCAAUACUACUUUGGCACCAAUACUUCCAUACAAAUGGCUGGUGUUCAGUUUAUUUUAGAUUCUGUAGUCGAGGCGCUUUCAAAAGAUCCUAACAAAAGGUUUAUUUACGUGGAGACUGCGUUCUUUUGGAAGUGGUGGAUUGAUCAAAACGAAGAUACUCAAACGUUAGUCAAAAAUUUAGUAUCGUCCGGUCGAUUAGAGUUUAUUGGAGGAGCUUGGAGUAUGAAUGACGAAGCAAAUGCAAAUUAUAUUUCAAUUAUUGACCAGUUUACAUGGGGUUUGAGGUUUCACGACAAUGUUAUUUUGAUCUCUUUAGCACAAAAAAAGUACCACUUGUUCUGGUUGGCGUUGGUAUACAAAAAAUUGACACAUUUCAGGAAGCUAAACGACACGUUCGGCGAGUGUGGUAGACCUCAUAUCGGCUGGCAAAUUGAUCCGUUUGGCCAUUCCAGACAAAUGGCUACUUUGUUCUCGCAAUUUGGUUACGAUGGACUAUUUUUCGCUCGCCUCGAUUACGAGGACAAGAUGCAACGUUUGUCCAAGAAGUCAGCUGAGAUGAUAUGGCAGUCCAGUCCCAACCUCGGUUCAUCAGCGAAUCUUUUCACUCACGUUCUGUACAACUUCUAUUCUCCCCCAGAUGGAUUUUGUUUCGAUGUAGUGUGCGGUAUAGAUCCUAUUGUGGACGAUAUCAAGAGCCCGGCUUAUAACGUAGAAGCGAAGACCGCAGACUUGUUAGCAUUUUUGGAUAGUCAAGCCAAAGGUUACCAGGAUCAUGGUAAUGUUAUUCUGACCAUGGGCGGUGACUUCACGUACCAAGACGCCAGUUACUAUUACAAAUCUCUGGACAAACUCAUCAAACAUAUAAAUUCAAAACAAUCGGCUGGUAGCAAAAUCAAUGCCAUAUACUCCACUCCGUCGUGCUACUUAAAAGCGGUCAACGAUAAAAACUUGACAUUUCCCACAAAAGAUGAUGAUUUUUUCCCGUACAAAAGUGACAAACAUGCUUAUUGGACAGGAUACUUUACUUCGAGACCUACGCAAAAGUAUUAUGAGCGAAGGGGUAACAAUAUUCUGCAGGCUUGUAAGCAACUUGCGGUCCAAAGUUUAGCUGGACCUCAGUAUGAACCGAAAAUUACACCCCUACGUGAAGCAAUGGGAGUGAUGCAACAUCACGAUGCCAUCACCGGAACAGAAAAGCAGCACGUGGCCAACGAUUAUGCAAGAAUUUUGAGCGAGGCAAUUGGAGAAUGCGAAGAAGUUUCGUUUAACGUCUUAUCCGGACUUUCUGGGGAUAGAACAUCGAAAUUCGAAACAUGUGAUCUGUUGAAUAUCAGCGUAUGCGCCAUUUCAGAGCAAAGCGAACAGUUCGUCCUUACCUUGUACAAUCCGCUGAGUAGACCUGUUACCGAGUUUGCACGGUUGCCCGUACUCGACAAUACAGAGUACGAUGUAGUAGACCCACAGGGUAAUAAUCUUACAACACAAAUCAUACCACUACCAAAAUCUGUUAUCACUAUACCUGGUCGGACGUCACCGACGACGGCAGAAUUGAUAUUCAAAGCGACGGACUUGCCCCCACUGGGUUAUAAAUCCUAUCUUAUUACUAAAAAUAGAAACGGCAAACAGUCUACUCGAUCAAACGCGGUUCACGAGUCAUCGACGUCGAAAACCAAUGCCAUACACAUCGGCGAUGAAAAAUUAGGUUUAACUGUCGAUUUUCAAGACUCUAGGAAUUUUACCAUUCACUUAAACGGCGAAGACAGAUCUUUGCUCCAUGAAUUUAUGUAUUACAAGAGCAUGGUUGGCGAUAAUACGAAAGAUUACAAAAGAGCAUCAGGAGCAUACAUUUUUAGACCUAAUGGAACGGCUGUGUCUUUUUGUGACAAGCAAAAUAAGCCCGUCGUUUUUAAAGGACCGUUAGUCGAUGAAGCCCAUAUAGUAUGCAACGACUGGGCCAGUCAUGUAAUAAGAAAAUACCAAGGUGAUGAUCAUUUUGAAUUCGAAUGGCUAGUAGGACCGAUUCCAUAUGGAGACAGGAUAGGAAAAGAAAUAAUAUCUCGCUAUAAACUGCCACAGUAUCGGAAAAACAAAACUUUCUAUACGGAUUCGAAUGGCAGAGAAAUGUUGCAACGAGUAUUAAAUUAUAGAAGUUCGUUCGAUUUAAAACAAAACGCAGAAAACAUAUCAGGAAAUUAUUACCCGAUCACUUCAAGGAUUAUGUUUACUAAUGGUCAAACCCUAUUUGCUGUACUUAACGAUAGAGCUCAAGGCGGCUCAAGUCUCGACGUUGGAGAGAUUGAGCUUAUGGUGCACAGAAGAAUGUUUUAUGAUGAUGCAUUUGGCGUCGAAGAACCUCUCAACGAGCACGCAUUUGGUACUGGCUUAGUUGCCAGAGGUCAGCAUUAUAUUGCGUAUGGCUCAGUCGACGAACAGAACGCAGUGCAAAGACUAUUAGCUCAAAAAAAACUCAUUAGACCACAAUACUUUUUCACUAAAAAACCGUCUACGAUUUCGCACAAGGAGCUAAAUGAUACGACUAAAUUACAAUUUUAUGGUAUGAAAAACUUACUUCCGGUUAAUGUCCAAGUAUUAACUUUAGAACCCUGGAAAGAAGGGACUAUUUUACUCAGAUUGGAACAUAUUUUCGAGUACAAUGAGGAUACAAAUUUAUCAAAACCAGUCGUUGUAAAUAUUCAGGACUUGUUUACGAAAUUUCGCAUAGUAUCUCUAAGAGAAACCAUUUUGGGUGGAAACCAAUGGCUAUCAGAAAAUAACAAACUUUCUUGGAGAACGGAUGAUAAUGAUCUCGAAGUCGAUGAAUCGCCAACCAGAAGUUACAAAACAGUAGAUCCAACACACAUUUUGUUGACUCCAAUGCAAAUUAGAACUUUUGUGUCUGAAAUUAUUCCACUGUCCCAGUGAUUAGUUACCAAAUAUUACGAUUUUAACUAAAUAUGUAGAUUUAUCAUUUGUAAACGUUAAGGAAAAUUAUAUAUAAGAUAUAAGUAUAAAAUGAUACAUAAUAUACUACAUGACGAACUGUCACUAAUGAAGUUUAGACUGUAGUAAAUAUAUAUAAGUAAAUUGAUUAUUCAAUCGUGAUUGUUGCGUAUAACUUUUACUUAUACAUUACAUUAAAUUACUUUUAAAAAUAGUUGUUCUUUAUGAUAAGGUACUUAUAAUAUUAAGUAGGUACUAAGAAGUGUGAUAGAAAUUUGAUACAGGU